GUAACUUCUCCGUCUCAACACUCUCUUCGCACCAUGUCAGCAGAUUCUGUAGGCCUAUCCUCCGAGCGGCCCGUGAAAGGAGAAAGCGAAGUCGAGGCUUGGCUUCAGAGCGUUCGCAAAGACUGGAAGCCACUAAUGAAAGUCAGAACGGCAACCCAUGAGAACAUCGAGAACCUCCUGAGCAUCUUCAUCAAUUACCUCAAUUCACUAUGGUACGACGAGGAUGGUCCUGGUGAUUUGAAUGUCGAAGCUCCACCCACGUUACUACGAGACGCCUUGUUCGAGAAACAAGAUAAACGGAAAUUGUUUAGAAAGGAUAUUGGCGACUUGCAUGGAAAGAUUCCUCUGGCACGUCUUCUGCUGCUGGCCUGUACUGAACCUGAAGACGUUGUGAGCGUCAAAAUAACCACUGAUACGGAACGUGCGCGCGAUUUAAGAGACGCCUGGAAGCAAGAGUAUGAAGGCGGCGCCCUAGACAACUUCCUCAAAGCAAUGGAAUGGUACGAAAAGAACUACGACCCGGCGAUACAUUACGGACGCACCAUCGCCAUCUUGCAGUCGAGCGGAACAGGCAAGUCACGGCUGGUGGAUCAGCUUGCCUCUGUGCACCCUGUAUUCAGCGUUACUUUACGUGCAUCGAACGAACUGACGGAAGGUUGGCCGCCAAGAGAUCCCUUAGUUAUGGAGUUCUUCGAAUACUGCUCUCAAACCGAUCCUUCUCUCCCACCUGAGAUCAUAGAGAUAAGGGGAGAAGAAAUGGCUGCCGCAUUCCUUGGGGCACUGAUCGCAGCAAUCGCUGAUGGAUGGGAUAUCUCUCUUCUCAAAGCCCUGGACCCGAAGUUCAGCUACGGUCUUCCCGAUACCCCCGAGGCCGCUCGGCGACAGGAAUUCUUCAAAGUCGUUUGUGACAACGCGAAGACCAUGCUUCACAAACGGUCUGCGUUUCUUGCCGAGAAGCGUAGGUGGAUCCAGUCCCUUAGGCCAGCACCGAAAGAGGGCGCGCCGAACAACGAGCGCAAAAAGUACGACGAAGAGCUGUCUAAGAGCAGUUCUCAGUGGCAUGCCGAGCUCUUUGCAGAAUUCUGUCAGCCAGCGUUUAAACGUUUGAGCGCCAAACUUCACGCUGCUGGCCAUACCAAGUUCUUUCUGGCUCUAGAUGAAUGCACUAUUCUCGGAGGAACGUCCGCGAAUGAAAGAGAACCUUCCCGAAAAUGCUCGUUGAUCGCCUUUCAGCGUAUACUGAAAGCUGCGGAACAUAUGACCACGCCUGUAUCUUUCUGGUUCCUUACGCUCGACACCAGUUCCUCCGCUGCGAUGUUGGCUCCUUCUGGCCCUCUUGCUCCGUCGGCACGUCUUACCGCCGACCUCAUGCCGCUGCCUCCGUUCACCUACAUGGACUUCAACCAACUCAGACAUCGCUUCAGAACGGACACGGCUUCCGCCUCGUUGGAUAUCGAGAACCUGAAAUAUCUUGGUCGUCCGUUGUGGUCGACGAUGAAAACGCCGCUGGUUGUGACGUUUGCGAAGGAUAAGCUGUUAGCCGCUCGCGGAUUCAAUCCAACAGACUUGUCGCAAGUACUAGCUGUUUUUGCCUCCAGAGCAUGCCUCAAAUUGGCAGGGAACAACGCCGCGAACCGGAUUGCCGCCGACGCCGUCAGCCGCCACAUGCGCAUCCUGGUCUCCAUCGUGAAAACGACGUUGGACACUACUGUCCCUUCGGAACCUAUGCUCGCCAUCGCCGCCGCCACCGCACUUACAAAAUCUACGGCAAUCUACAACGAAGCACUCACCACGUUAUGCAACGAGCUGUACCGCCAGCAUUCCGUACUCGCAGCUGGAGAGGUGGGGGAACUCUGCUCCCGCCUCCUUCUUCUCCUCGCUCGCGAUAUGGCCACUACCAAACAAGAUACACCGUUUGUCACGACGGACGGGUGCUACAUCCACGCCAUCGAAUUGCAUGACUUGAUGUCGAGCCUUCUUGGGCAGGACCGGUAUGGAUUUUUUCACGAUGACGACGAGAAGAAGUUGGCGGAGGAGCUUCGAUCGCUCUGCAAGGGCAAGUGGGUGAACCUCACCCACUUCCUCCAGUACGAAAAGACGAUCGAAGAGCUCACUUUUGAAGAGCUCGAGCACGCUUGGUUCUCUGGCGCCGCCAUUCAAUGCUGCCAUAAUCAGCCGGUCAUCGACAUCCUCCUUAUUUACUACGGCGGAUCGCUUCACGAGCCGUAUAAACGCGAAUAUCUCGGCGUAUGCGGCCUUCAGGUCAAAGCCAGGGAACAGGAGGCGGAUGGCACGGUCGCAAGCGGUUUGACCGUCCCACCCAUUCUUCACCCGAGUCCUACCGGAUCAGAAUCCAGGAGAGUCAAGUGUCCGACGAUCGUCAUGCUCAUGGACCUUUGCACCAGUACGGUGUUCAAGGAGAAGGGAAGAAGGAGACUCCUGGUAAAGAGAGCGGCACAGAGAACGGUUAAAUGGUCGGGGUACGUCGAGGAGGAGCCCGAGAAUAUACUGGUGAACGUUCGUGGAUGCUCGGCGUUGCAAUACCCAGUUCUUGGAAAAUUUUCGGAACCGUUUGGGAAGAUCUUUGCCACCAUGACCGAGCGUCAGGCGCCGGGGGUUCUAGGUGUGCUAGAGAAGCGGAUGAUGGUUGCGAUGUACCCAAUCGAGAGGUCGGAGACAGCGCAAGAGGUUAAGAAGCAGGAAGAGCAAGAGAAGAAGAAGCAGGAAGAGCAAGAGAAGAGGCGGGCAGAGCAAGAGAGGAAGAAGCAGGUAGAGGAAGAGAGGAAGAAGAAGAGAGACGAAGCAGCGGAGAGUCGGAAGAACAAGAAAGCCACGAUUGCAGGCCAGAGUUCAAACGGAGGGAGGGGUGGAAAGGGUGGAAAGGGUGGUAGGGGCGGCAGGGGCAGUAAGGGCGGCAGGGGCGGUGGUCGGGUGCCGGAAGAUGAUGUAGACGGUGAAGCAAGCUUCCCGGAUCUUACAGACAUACGAGAGGCUUUACCGAAUAAGGAUACGGUGUAG
Stereum hirsutum FP-91666 SS1 is the source of this 3018-nucleotide messenger RNA. RefSeq lists its product as uncharacterized. The transcript is spliced from 6 exons. Lineage: Eukaryota; Fungi; Basidiomycota; Agaricomycetes; Russulales; Stereaceae. Bases 34 to 3018 code for a protein of 994 amino acids. The record is from RefSeq and is a predicted model, not a curated record.